Messenger RNA from Malassezia vespertilionis, 1290 nucleotides. It is a transcript of the gene HAT2, whose product is annotated as Histone acetyltransferase type B subunit 2. The transcript has 2 exons. The record is from RefSeq and is a predicted model, not a curated record. Gene Ontology annotation, cellular component: cytoplasm; Rpd3L-Expanded complex; Rpd3L complex. Bases 1 to 1290 code for a protein of 429 amino acids. Gene Ontology annotation, biological process: regulation of gene expression. Gene Ontology annotation, molecular function: histone binding. NCBI's taxonomy places the organism in Eukaryota, Fungi, Basidiomycota, Malasseziomycetes, Malasseziales, Malasseziaceae.
AUGGCGAGCCUCGAAAUUGCUGAGGACGAGGCUUCGGCCAACUUGGCCAUGAUAUCGAAUGAGGAAUACAAGAUAUGGAAGAAGAACUCGCCGUUUCUGUACGACAUGGUCGUCACACACGCGAUGGAAUGGCCGUCACUGACGAUCCAAUGGCUUCCAGACAAGGAGGUGUUUGCCGACAAGGGCUUUGUGCGUCACCGGCUCCUUCUUGGGACCCACACGUCUGGUCAGGAUAACAACUAUGUGCAGUUUGCGACGGUCAACCUGCCGCUCACCGAGCGCGACGGCGCGGAGACGAAGCUGGAUAUGAAAGACUAUGACGACGAAAAAAACGAGAUUGGCUCCUACUCAUCGACCUCCCCUCGCCUGCAGAUUACACAGAGGAUUAAUCACGAGGGAGAGGUUAACCGCGCUCGCUACUGCCCGCAGAACUGCGACUUGAUCGCCACGCGCGCGGUGAACGGCCUCACGUACAUUUUUGACCGUACCAAGCACAGCAACCAGCCAGACAGCAACGGUGUAGCGCGUCCUGAUAUUUCGCUGAUGGGGCAGACCAAGGAGGGGUACGGCGUUGCGUGGAACCCGAUCGCCCAAGGUCACAUUCUGUCCGCGUCUGAGGACACGACUGUGUGCCACUGGGAUAUUAGCGCGUACCAAAACGGGCAAAAAGAAAUGGAGCCGCUCAAGGUCUAUCACGGACAUACGGCUGCAGUGGAGGACGUAGCCUGGCACCACUUCCACGAGCAUCUAUUUGCGUCCGCGGGUGACGAUCGCCAGAUGCUGCUUUGGGAUACGCGCGAGACGGGCGACUCGCCAAAGCACAGGGUGGAGGCGCACAGUGGCGAGGUGAAUACAGUCGCAUUCAGCCCCGCCAGCGAGUACAUUGUCGCCACCGGCUCGAGCGACAAAACUGUCGGAUUGUGGGACCUGCGCAAUCUGAGCGUUCGCCUCCAUUCGCUCGAGGCGCACACAGACGAAGUACUGCAGCUCGCUUGGUCGCCACACCAAGAGACUGUACUGAGCAGCGCUUCUGCUGACAGGCGCGUAAAUGUCUGGGACCUGUCCAAGAUUGGCGAGGAGCAAACUGCGGAAGAUGCCGAGGACGGCCCUGCGGAGCUCCUGUUUGUCCAUGGCGGGCAUACGAGUCGUCCCACAGACAUGGCAUGGAGUCCACAGGACCCAUGGAAGGUCGCGACUGCUGCCGAAGACAACAUUGUCAUGGUCUGGCAGCCUGCGUACGCCAUAGUCGAGCCCGCCGAAGCGGACCCCGACGCGGCGGCACUUGAGUGA